AUGCUCGGCACCAGAUACUAUCGGACAUUUGAUGAAAUCGAAAACGUCAAGGUCAAAGUUCGUCUUGCGAUCGUCAAGUCGACGCACAACAGAGGACCGCUGAAGCAGAAGGGGUCAAAGCACUCCAAGGGAUCGCAUUCAAAGCUCCCAGCAGUCGAGCAGUCGAUCUCGUGGCAGCAAAAGAUCUACAGCCCCGCCGACUUGAUCCAUUUCCAGGAAAGCGGAAUAGUAGCGCAGCUGUACCCGAAUACGCCUUCAGUCGAGCAGGUUCUGUCCAAGAAGCACUCCAGGCAGGCCAAGGUCGCCAGCCACGGUAUCCAGGAACAGGAUGAGCCCUACAUAUUCACAUACGUGCAUCAAGACGAAUACGCGGCUGGUGUGGCGACGGCUGAUUUGGUGAUUGGCCCCGAUGGUCAAUCGCGGAAACUGAGGAGCCCGACGGACUCUCAUAAGCCAAAGGACCAAAGCCUGUUCCAAGAAAUGUUCAUCGUCGCUUGCUUGAAGCUAGAUAUACACAAUCGAGAGACCAAAGUCGUCCACGGCAAGACCGUCAGCGAGCCUGUUGUUGUGAACCAUGUCCUCUGCAAGAUUCAGGGAUUCACGAAUGGCUUGGUUGAAAUGACACCAGGGCUCACCGAAGGCGACACACCCUAUCGGUUCAGCUUCGGGGCCAAUGACUACGAGCUGUUCAUCAAAAACGACUCGCAGGAGCUGACACUGGCUGAUGAAGACCGCGAGCGCACUUUCUACCAGGACUUUUACUCGAGGCGGUCAUCGAUCCGCGCACUCGCUAUCGGGAAGGAGUUCUCGGUAGUUCCGGAAGAAUUCUCAAGCAAACUCUCCGUUAUUGGCGAGAUUGGAAGUGCCCGCGGCUUCCCGACCGACGAAUUAUUCGUGGAGUUUGCAGUCGAGUUUGACCCAACGACCUGGGUGCUUCCCGAGGCUAUUGGACUCGAUCAUCUCACUGGGCGGUCGAGUCGGUCGCAGUGCCGGUGGAGCAAGGAUGACCAAGAGUUCCAAUUUGUUCUGGGCUUGCCGCUGGAGGUUCACAUCUUUGCCCGGAAACAAAAUGCGCGACCACCAAUUAUAUUUUUCCAAGUCGGUUCGAUCGACAGCUGGGAUCGGUACACCUUCCAUGGAUACGGAUAUCUGCUCCUUCCAGACACACCAGGGACACACAUGCUCAAUGUGCCGACCUGGAAGCCGGCGCCAACGCAAUCAUCAAAGAUGGCCGAGUAUUUCCUUGGAAACUGGCCAGAGGUUCAAACCACCAUCUAUCCUGACAUUCCCACGCACAAGACGAUUCCGGCGCUGAACCACUGUGGUACUCGAAUCUGCACAUCUGGGUCUUUGUCACUCCGGCUAAAUGUGGCCAAGCAAGUGCAUAGUGCACGCUCUGGCGAAGGUGCUGUGGACGAUAGAUUUGAGUCUGAGAAGUCAAGAGCAAUAUCCGAUGCACUGAUGAGGGCCAAAGCGAGACUCGAAAGCAUCAGAGCCGAAAAGACAGGCAUGUGGCAGGGAUCUGGACAGGGUCUGCGCCAUACGAACAGCCAGUGACAUGCUGGAG
Messenger RNA from Polychytrium aggregatum, 1567 nucleotides. RefSeq names its product ciliary basal body-associated, B9 protein-domain-containing protein. The coding region runs from base 1 to 1557 and encodes 518 amino acids. Gene Ontology annotation, biological process: cilium assembly. The record is from RefSeq and is a predicted model, not a curated record. Gene Ontology annotation, cellular component: MKS complex. Lineage: Eukaryota; Fungi; Chytridiomycota; Chytridiomycetes; Polychytriales. The transcript is spliced from 13 exons.